AAAUCAGAUGCGGACCGAAUACUCGCGUACACCGGAAGUAGUAGGAAGCGCAGUGAGUCCCAUUGUCAACAGUAUUUUGUAUACGGGAGCAGUUUACUAAUGAAAAGAGCCUUUUAUCAUUAGUUAAACAACUUUGAAAAGAUUCGAUCAUUUGACCCAUUCUCACUGACAAUCAGAACAUAUAUAAAACGACAAAAUGAACGUGACUCUGGCUGUCAAGCAGUAUAUUUCCAAAAUGAUAGAGAGCAGCGGACCCGGGAUGAAGGUGCUGCUGAUGGACAAGGAGACGACCAGUAUUGUGAGUGUGGUCUACACUCAGUCUGAGAUCCUGCAGAAGGAGGUCUACCUUUUUGAGCGCAUUGACUCACAAAACCGAGACAAUAUGAAGCACCUUAAAGCCAUCUGCUUUCUCCGGCCAACCAAGGAGAACGUAGAGCACCUGAUUCAAGAGCUUCGUCGGCCCAAGUAUAGUGUCUAUUUCAUCUAUUUCAGUAAUGUGAUCAGUAAGAGUGAGAUAAAGGCUUUGGCUGAGGCAGAUGAACAGGAAGUAGUUGCAGAAGUGCAGGAGUUCUAUGGAGAUUUCAUUGCUGUGAACCCUCAUCUUUUCUCCCUCAACCUUCAAGGAGUGUCCAGGGGUCGCAGUUGGGAGCCCAGUGUACUGCCUCGUGUCACUCAGGGUUUGACAUCAGUGCUGCUGUCCCUGAAGAAAUGCCCCAUGAUCCGCUACCAGCUCUCUUCUGACAUGUCCAAAAGGCUGGCAGAGAGUGUCAAACAAAUCAUUACUAAGGAGUAUGAACUGUUUGACUUCAGAAAAACAGAAGUACCUCCUCUUCUCCUGAUUUUAGACAGAAGCGAUGAUGCCAUUACUCCCCUUCUCAACCAGUGGACGUAUCAGGCUAUGGUUCAUGAGCUACUGGGCCUCAAUAACAACCGCAUAGACCUGUCGAGAGUGCCUGGAAUCAGUAAGGACCUACGGGAGGUGGUCUUGUCUGCAGAAAAUGAUGAGUUUUAUGCAAAUAACUUGUACCUGAAUUUUGGUGAGAUUGGAACAAACAUCAAGAACCUGAUGGAGGAUUUUCAGAAGAAAAAGCCCAAGGACCAACAGAAGUUAGAGUCCAUAUCUGACAUGAAGGCAUUUGUGGAUAACUACCCCCAGUUUAAGAAAAUGUCUGGCACGGUCUCAAAACACGUGACCGUGGUUGGGGAGCUGUCCCGCCUGGUCAGUGAAAGACAGCUGAUGGAGGUGUCAGAGGUGGAGCAGGAGUUGGCCUGCCAGAAUGACCACUCCAACGCACAACAGAGCUUGAGGCGGCUACUGCAGAACCCUCGGCUUUCUGAAAUCGACGCUGUGCGGCUGGUGAUGCUGUAUGCUCUUCGCUACGAGAAACACAGCAGCAGUAUUCUGCCCAGCCUUAUGGAAGAGCUCAAUCGCAAAGGGGUGUCAGAGAGACACCGCAAGAUGGUGCAGGCCGUGGUGGAAUAUGGCGGAAAACGAGUCAGAGGAAGUGACCUCAUCGCUCCUACAGAUGCUGUGGCCAUUACCAAGCAGUUUUUCAAAGGACUCAAGGGAGUUGAAAAUGUGUACACACAGCAUCAGCCACUUCUACAUGACACGCUGGAUCAGCUGAUCAAGGGUCGUUUGAAGGACAGCCAGUUCCCCUACCUCGGGCCAAAUUCUCUGAGAGACAGACCUCAAGACAUUAUUGUCUUCAUAAUUGGCGGGGCCACUUACGAGGAGGCAUUAACUGUUUACAACCUGAACCGCACAAUGCCGGGGGUACGCAUCGUACUCGGGGGCACGGCCAUUCACAACACUAAGAGCUUCCUGGAGGAAGUGAUGCUCUCUGUGGGUUCAGGUGGAGACAGGACACAAGGAAGAGGCCGUCAGAUGAGUCGACGUUGAGCUGUUCUCAUCACUCAUAUUAAUGUGCGCUGUCUGUCCUCUGAACCCUGAGCUGAGCACAUUUGCCCUCUUUUUCUCUCUCCUAACAUUCCUUUGAAAUGUUUCAGUUUUAGGGAGGUAAAUGGUAAUACUGCACAGUAAUUCUUUAACAUUAAUGAACAAUGAACAACAAUUUGUACAGCAUUUAUUAAUAUAGGUUGCAUAUAAAUAAUAUAAUAAUAAAUAUACUACUGUUCAUAAAUGUUUGUUCAUAAGGACAAGCAACAAUCUGAAUUGUUAAAAAUGUGUUAGUAUAUGUGGAAAUGUGCAGAAAUAUGUAGUAAACAUUAGCCUAAAUUAAUAAAUAUUGUAAAAUUCUUGUUCAUUGUUAGUUCACGAGACUUAAUGUGCUAACCAAUACUAAUGUAAAUGAGUUGAAACGUAUUGUAAAGUAUUAUUUAUAUAUAAAAUAACACUUUACAAUACGUUUCAACUCAUUUACAUUAGUAUUAGUUAGCGUAUUAAGUCUUGCUUAUAUAUAUAUAUAUAUAAGCAAAGUGUUGAUAAUGGUAUGUGAAACACUGUAAAUGUGCAUAACUUUUAUUAUGUAAAUAAUACCCCAAAAGUGUUCACAAUGACAGCAUUUUUAUUUAUUGGCUUGGUGAUGCUGCAUUUGAUCAUUUUUGGAUAAUGACUACUGUAUGUUUCAGUAAAAUAGUAUAUACACACAAUAUAUAUAUAUAUAUAUAUAAUAUAUAUAUAUAUAUAUAUAUAUAUAAUGUGAAAUUUUGUGCCCAACAAAGCUGGAAAAAUUAUUAAUGUCUUUAAAUCGAGAAGAAGAGCUCAUCAGUUCACAAUUACUAUAAUAUUAAUGUCCAUCAAAGGCUUUUAACAAUUAAUAUGACCGUUCUUGGUAGACAAAAAGUUUCAAUCAGUGAGCUUUAAAGCCUUGUAUAAAACAUCUUCGUGUGUCCGUGCAUGUCUUUUUUUCGUAAGUCCUACUAAUUUAUCUUUGCCUUUGUACAUAGCUUGAUUAACCUGACAACAUAAUAAGUGACAAUAUUUUAUGAUGAUCUUCAAUAAAUGAAAGGAAAAAUGUUAAUCAAUUGAUUCAUCCAAUAAAUUCAGACCAACACA
Molecule: messenger RNA, 3019 nt
Organism: Ctenopharyngodon idella (grass carp)
Lineage: Eukaryota; Metazoa; Chordata; Actinopteri; Cypriniformes; Xenocyprididae
Gene: vps45
Product: vacuolar protein sorting 45 homolog
Exons: 15
Coding region: 197-1903 (568 amino acids)
Biological process (GO): vesicle-mediated transport; intracellular protein transport
Cellular component (GO): Golgi membrane
Source: RefSeq, a predicted model, not a curated record